Stylonychia lemnae is the source of this 2292-nucleotide messenger RNA. Lineage: Eukaryota; Ciliophora; Spirotrichea; Sporadotrichida; Oxytrichidae. The record is from the annotation of a GenBank genome assembly.
AUGAUUGAAGACAUCUAUAGGAAUUCAGGAAAAGACUAUAAUGACCUUGGCAGAUAUGAGGAUUGCCUUAAUGUUACUGAUUUUCACUAUAUAUUGGCAUCAGUUCCUAAAGCUUUUCCAAUUCCGAUGUCGAUUGGAUUAUGUGUUCCUAAGAUCUGCAAAACUUCUGACUUCAACUCCUACAAAACAUUCCUUGUAGCUGAAUUAAAUCAAAUAAUUCCAAAUGUUUUUGAAGGAAUCAAAGGUUUUGAUCUUAAUAUAAAGCUCAAGAAUGAUGAUAUGAUAUUUGAAAAUAGUGAAAGCAAGAAUGAUGAGAUCACCAGAGCGAAUGCUCUUUCAUGGUUCACAGUACUUUUGAUAUUCUUUUUUACGAUGACUGUUAUUCUUUCAACUUUCGCAGCCUGGUAUUUCCAUAAAGAACAAGAAAGAAAAAUUCAAGAAGAGAAGGAGAAAUUAGCAAAGAGACAAGAAAAAAAGUCUAAAAAGAAAAGAAAUGGAAAUAAGGCUGAUGAUUAGAGUGAAAUUAAAAACAGAAAAAGAACUCUAAAGUAUAAAGAAAACUUUGCCGAAGAAGAUAAAGAACAAGAAGAUAUGGUUACUAAUGAAUCUGCUAGGCAUAAGAAAUCUAGCAGUAAAAAGAUAAAGGUAAUUAAGAAUUAAGAGCCAACUAUGAUGGAGAAGAUAAUCAAAUGCUUCUCAUUGUGGAAUAGUCUAGAAUAGCUUUAUAAGCCGAGAGUUUCGAAUGAUCAUAGAUAGUUUGAGAUAUUCAAUGGUUUAAGGGUAUUCUGCAUUAAUUGGAUUAUUCUUGGCAAUACUUUUUUCUACAUUUUGAAAGGACCAAUUUAAAAUAUGGGGAUAAUUUAAGAGUUCAUGAGUGAUUUUCUGUUCAGUUUGGUUUUAGCAGCAGAUUUCAUAGUGGAUAUAUUCUUCUAUAUGACUGCAUUUGUUUCAUCAUACUUUUUGCUGAUAAGAUUACAUUAGAACUAUGGUUCAUUCGGAUAAUGGACUUAAGUAAUGAGAUUGUAUCUACAUAGAUUCAUGAGGUUAUUUCCAACAUAUUUAUUUGCUCUGUUUUUUUAUUGGAAGUUCUUGACCUUAUUUGGAGGAGAGGGCCCUAUGUUUUUCAUGUAUUCAACUUAAACGGAAUGUUCUAGGUUUUGGUUCUGGCAUAUCACCUUCUUAAAUAAUCUAAUUCCUUUUGCUAGAGAUGACACUUGCAUGCCUUGGACAUGGUAUCUAGCCAAUGAUUUUUAAUUUUACUUGCUAGUCCCUUUAUUUGUUCAUUUAUAUUACAAUAAGAGAAGAAUUUUUUACUAUGUUGUUGGUGGAAUAUUCUUUGUGUCGAAGAUUAUCUAAUUAAGUGUAAUUCUUGCUAAUGAUUUAUCUGUCAGCUAUUUUACAUACAAUGAUGAGUACUGGACUGUCUACUAUGUAAAACCAUAUUCAAGAAUACCUGUUUACCUAAUAGGAGUUAUUUUAGGAUGCAACUACUUUUCAUAUAAAUAUGAGUCACCAGAUAGCUUUGGUAUAAUUCCUAGAUUCUACAAAACGCUUCUUGAUUCAAAAAUAAAAUCUACUCUAUUUUCAAUUGCAGGUUUCGUCAUCUGCUUAAUAAUAGUGAUGCUCAUGCAAUUAAUCAACAAUUCACCUAAUAAUGGAUCAUUGGCGGGAAAUCUGUUUUACUUACUAUUAUCGAGACCACUCUUUAUUAUUGGAGUAUUCCUACAACUAAUGCCAAUGAUAUUAGGACAACCCUCUUUUAGAACUCCAAGAAAAUUUUUAUCUCAUAAGUUUUGGCUUCCAUAUUCCAAAUUAACAUAUGGAGCUUUCUUAACUCACGGUAUGUUUAUGCAAUUUAGAGAAUACAAUACAGAGAGAGGGCAUUGGGUAUCAGGAUAUGACACUUUCUUGUACUAUUUUGCAUUUGUAGCAUUCUCCUAUUUAUUUGCUUUGCUACUUGCAAUUGUAAUUGAAUUUCCAAUAGCAAGUAUGUACAAAGAAUUUAUUUACUAGCUACCCCCAACUGGGAACGUCUCUGAAAUCUAUAACAAACAAAGUUCCAACAAUGAUGAGGAGACACUUGACUAUUAGCGGGAUGCUGAAAAAUAAGUUAAAAUAAAUCAAGAUAGAGAGGAGAGAAGGAGAAAGCAAAAGGAUAAAGAAGAAAGACUUAAAAUCCUAGACGAUGACGAUGAUGAUGAGAUCUUUGAUAGCAAUGCGACCAUAUCAGAGCUUGUCAAGCCAUCUGAUUUCAAAGCCAUUCACACGCCCAAUCAGAGCAAAAGAAUGUGA